Rosa chinensis is the source of this 441-nucleotide messenger RNA. Its product is annotated as stigma-specific STIG1-like protein 1. The record is from RefSeq and is a predicted model, not a curated record. NCBI's taxonomy places the organism in Eukaryota, Viridiplantae, Streptophyta, Magnoliopsida, Rosales, Rosaceae. Bases 1 to 441 code for a protein of 146 amino acids. The transcript has a single exon.
AUGAACUGUCAUAAGGUUUUCCUUCUGCUAGCCAUGCUGAUGAUGGCUUCAGCCGGUACGCUUUCUGCGACACUAGAUGAAGAAGAAUCAUCAUUCUUCAACGAGGAUAACAACGUCCAAAACCAAGAAAAAACUUCUCUCAGGGGAACAAGCAGCGUCUUCUUUGCUUCUCGGUCAGUGACAGCGUCAACAUGUGACAAAAACCCUAAGGUUUGUGGCGCGGCUGCCGCGGACGGCUCGGAGUGCUGCAGUAAGAAGUGCGUGGAUUUGAAGACGGACAGACUCAAUUGCGGGAAAUGUGGGGUGAAAUGCAAGCAGUCAGAGAUAUGCUGCAAUGGUCAUAUUGUAACUCCAAUGUCUGACAAGAAAAACUGUGGGAGAUGCAACAAUGCUUGCAAGGGACGCAACUCAUGCGCUUUUGGGAUGUGCAGCUAUGCAUAG